CAAAAGAAAAAUAUGUAUCAAAAUUCAGGUUAUUUUAAUAUUACUCUCUUGUAAAUUUUCUAUUAUUUGUAUAGUUUUGUGUAUUUAAAAAAGAAGUUCAGAAUUUUAUAAUAACCCAAAUUGGCUAAAUCUACCUGGAGACUGUAAGCAUACACAAAAUAUAAUGGUGGUUUUGAUCGUAAAGUACUUUGCUGUAAAAUAGAAACACAAAUGAAAGAAGUUAAGCUGUUUCCAAUGAAAGAUGUCAAUGUCAAUGGUACAAAUGACUCACAUAGCAGCGUUUGCGAUUGUCGUGGCUAUUAGUGUCUACAGGGCAUAUGUAUUUUACCAGAGGAGUUUAAAAGAGCAGAUGUUGCAAAAGAAGGAGGGAGCCAAGAGACAUAAGUGUCCUGAAAAGCAGAACCUUGACAUAGACCUGGCGAGGGUGAAACUCAGAUGCUCCGCUGUCACUUUCAACGUGACAGGCUUAAAACAAAUCGAAAGAAAACUGAGACUGAAAUCGCUCCAGGUCAAUCAUUACAAUGGUCUUGUACACGCAACUUGUAAAGCUGCUUUGAACACAGGAGGGCCGGGCUUUCUCAUGGAGAUAGUGAAAAUUGCCCACCAACACGAUCGAAAGAUGAAGCAGCAUUUCAUUCUCUAAGUUUCAUAUUUUUAUUGCCUGAUGUUUCUCACUAACACCAUUUGAUAAAAAAAGAAGUAAAUGGAAAUAAUAGUUCAUAAAGAAAUCCAAUAAUCAUUUUGUUUGAAUUUUAACUGACAAAUUUAGUCAUAAAAAUAAAGACAUUAUUCC
Molecule: messenger RNA, 793 nt
Organism: Cimex lectularius (bed bug)
Lineage: Eukaryota; Metazoa; Arthropoda; Insecta; Hemiptera; Cimicidae
Exons: 2
Coding region: 242-643 (133 amino acids)
Source: RefSeq, a predicted model, not a curated record